AUGGUUUGGGAGAUGUCACAGUUGAGUUCGUACGCAAUUAUUGUUUCAAGUUUCAUUCAAAGUGGGAAUUGGCUUCCUUCCAUACUCCCGAUCGCCCUUCUAUAUGUUGUGUCGCUGCCUCCCACCCUCCCCCCCAACCGCCAGCCCCCUGGAUACACUUGGAGAUUUGGUACAAAAGACACCACAAAGCACGCGGAGGAUGCUUAUGGUGAUCAGCCGACCCGGCCAACGUUUUGCCCACGCGGGAAGGAUCUCAAUUGUGCCGAGGUGUUUGCCUCAAAACUGGAUGGAGAGAAGCAUGUCAAGGAGGUCCACAACUAA
This is a messenger RNA of Penicillium coprophilum, 321 nucleotides long. RefSeq lists its product as uncharacterized. The transcript has a single exon. Lineage: Eukaryota; Fungi; Ascomycota; Eurotiomycetes; Eurotiales; Aspergillaceae. The coding region runs from base 1 to 321 and encodes 106 amino acids. The record is from RefSeq and is a predicted model, not a curated record.